AUGACUGGCUGCAGCAGCAAGAGCAUGGUCCUGCUGUCCCUGCUGGGGCUCCUGGUGCUGCUCCUGUGGGGCUCCUCGGAAGCACAAAGCAACCAGGAUUGCUGCCUGUCCUACACCAAAGUGCGUCUGCCUCGCUGGGCCCUGAAGGGUUACACUGAACAGCUCGCCAGUGAGGUCUGCGACAUCCCUGCCAUCAUUUUCCACACUGUCAGUGGGCUGAAGGCUUGUGUAAAUCCUAAGGAAGCUUGGGUGAAGAAACAUCUCCUUUUCCUGAGCCACAGGCUCAGGAAGAUGUCAUCCUGACAGGGUUUCCAGCAAGGAGCUGAGCACAGACAUGGCUGAGGAGCCCUGGGCUGAGGCUCUCAGCUGAGAUGGUUUGUGCACUGUUGUGUGCUCACUCCCCUCCACCUCCUUCCUUGGAACCAAUGAACCUCUUGAGUUUACUCAGAGUGCAUCGCUCUUCUGUCUGAACUAAGCGUGUUGUUAAAGUUUCUAAUUUUACAAAACGUGUAUGUUACUGAUAGGACAUGGCUACUGUUUUGUAAAGUCUACCUUGAGCUGUUGUACAGAGUGUGAAUUUUAUUAAGUUUAUUUCAUGUUGGUUUUGUUUUCUUGAGCAUGUGUAAAGUGGUUUAUUUAUUCUGUGUAUUUUGUUAUUGUCUUGAACCAAAAUGUUUUCAUUAAGCUGUAGUUAGCAUUAUAAUACCUCUUGAACUAUGGUUAAACACAUUUGUAGAAAAAAAAGGUAAC
Molecule: messenger RNA, 750 nt
Organism: Ficedula albicollis (Collared flycatcher)
Lineage: Eukaryota; Metazoa; Chordata; Aves; Passeriformes; Muscicapidae
Gene: CCL20
Product: C-C motif chemokine ligand 20
Exons: 4
Coding region: 1-303 (100 amino acids)
Biological process (GO): positive regulation of GTPase activity; cellular response to type II interferon; monocyte chemotaxis
Cellular component (GO): extracellular region
Molecular function (GO): CCR chemokine receptor binding; chemokine activity
Source: RefSeq, a predicted model, not a curated record